Molecule: messenger RNA, 1310 nt
Organism: Tilletiaria anomala UBC 951
Lineage: Eukaryota; Fungi; Basidiomycota; Exobasidiomycetes; Georgefischeriales; Tilletiariaceae
Product: glycoside hydrolase family 128 protein
Exons: 2
Coding region: 1-1074 (357 amino acids)
Biological process (GO): fungal-type cell wall polysaccharide metabolic process
Cellular component (GO): fungal-type cell wall
Source: RefSeq, a predicted model, not a curated record
AUGCAACUCCAAGCCCUCAUUCUCGCCGCCUUCGUGGCCAGCACGGCUUUUGCAGCCUCGGACGCCUCGAACGAUGCCCUGAGCGGCGUCAAGCGCAUGCACCGCCACCACGGCAUGAGCCUCGAGUGCCGCAAGGAUACCUCAAACAAAAACUCGACUCGUCUCGCUAGUGACAGCAACAGCGGCGACUGCAUGAACUUCAGAACCGUCAAGAGAGCCAAGAGCGUCAAGAGCAGCACAAGCCAGUCGCAUGCUGGCUCCAAGCUCGGUAUCGCCACAGCCGACUACGGCAUCGACUUCUCCAAGUUUACCUCCAGCAAGAAGGUUUCAUGGAUGUACGACUGGCAGGCGACGCCCAACGGCCAGACGCCUUCAAAAGGUCUCAAGAAGAUCCCCGAUGGUGUCUGCUACUUCCCCAUGCUCUGGGGCACCAAGAAUGUGAAGGCCGGCAAUGGUGCCCAGCGCUACUCGGACUUCAAGAAGUACAUCGUGAACAACCCGAACUCGCCGCUACUGAAAAAGUGCCCCGAUGGCUCGCCGCGCAAGAUCAUGAUGUUCAACGAGGUGGAUCUGGCGACGCAGGGCGGCAUGACCGUCAGCGAAGCGUGUGCUAUUGGUCGUCAGUACUUCCUUCCCCUCAAGCAGAACCACGGUGUCGAGAUCAUCGGCCCGAGCUCCAUCUUGGGUAACUCGUGGUACAAGAGAUUCCGCUCGCAGUGCCCGGACGUGUUCAAGGCGAUUGACUACGACUCCGUGCACGACUACCAGACCGACCCACAGACGACGAUUUGGACGUUCGAGGCCUGGCAUGCCGAGUUCGGCAAACCACUUGCCAUCACCGAGUACGGUGCUUAUGACUACAACCACGGCGGCGGCGCACCGAGCAAGGCCAAGGCGCAGAAGUACGUCCAGGGCGUCAUGGAGUGGGCCGAGAGCACAGACUACGUGAAGUUCGUCGCGCCAUAUGCCGUCCUGACGCACACCAACAUCGGAAAGGUCAACGCGCUUGCCACCUCCAGCGGCCAACCCACCAAGCUGUGGAACAUUGUCCUUAACGCCGUGAAGUCGUCAUAAAGCUAUGUCCCUGGUCUUGCAGCCGUCUACCUUUCGGAUUUGUACCACCCCACGCGUGCCGUUCUGCAUAUCCUCUGCACGGUGAAUUGACCCGUGCAUUAAGACGUCCCACGUAGGUACCUUACCGUAGCUUGCAGCACAAAGCGAAGUCCGUAAACAGAUAGUCUUCGUUCUUCAUUCGCUCUUCAGUGAUUCUUUUCACCGUCAUACUCAGCUUUUUGUUUAUUUUUUGUCUG